AACUGCACUCCUCUGAUCUGAGUAUUUGAAACAGGACACCAGAACGACCCUUGUUAGCACAUAUUAACAAGUGCACCUGUGUAAGAACUUGCAGGAAUUAAUGAAACUGGGAACAAAUGUAUAUCAAAACUACAGAUACAAUUUGAAGAUACAACAGAAUACCAUGGCACUGUGGGAUGUGUUUGGAGUAAAGGGCAGCAGCAUCAUCAGAGAGUGGAGCGGUCAGGUCCAGCCGGCUCUCGUCGCUUCCUUCAUCUUUCUCUUCUGCCUGGAAGCCUGCCUGUGGGUCAGGAAUCUCAGGCACAAGAGAAGGCUGCCUGGACCCUUCCCCUGGCCAGUGGUGGGUAACGCCAUGCAGCUGGGGAAAAAGCCCCACAUCACUUUCACCAAAAUGGCCAAGAAAUAUGGAAACAUCUAUCAGAUUCGAUUAGGCUGCAACGACAUUGUGGUACUGAAUGGAGAUACCGCAAUUCGCCAAGCCCUGAUCCAGCAUAGUGCUGCAUUUGCAGGACGGCCAAAUUUCGGCUCAUUUCAAGUAGUGUCAGGUGGACACAGCAUUUCAUUUGGCAACUACACCACACAGUGGAAGAUACACCGUAGAAUUGCUCAAUCAAACAUCAGAGCUUUCUCUUCAGCAAACAGCCAGACCAAGAAAGCUUUUGAGCAACAUAUUGUGGGAGAAGCCUUGGAUCUUGUCCAGAAUUUCCUCAGACUCAGUACAGAGGGCCAGUAUUUCAACCCUGCUCAUGAACUGACAGUUGCUGCUGCUAAUGUUAUCUGUGCUCUCUGCUUUGGGAAACGUUAUGGACAUGAUGACUUAGAGUUCAAAACCCUUCUGAGCAAAGUGGAUAAAUUUGGAGAGACGGUAGGUGCUGGCAGCUUGGUGGAUGUCAUGCCAUGGCUUCAGUCUUUCCCAAACCCAGUGCGAAGCAUCUACCAGAACUUCAAGGAACUGAAUAAAGAGUAUUUUGCUUUUGUAAAAGACAAGGUGAUCCAACAUAGGGAAACAUACAAUCCUGCGGUGACACGGGAUAUGAGUGAUGCUUUCAUUGGGGAGAUUGACAGGGCAGACAACAUGACAGGAUUGAGCAGAGCUCACACGGAAGGAGCAGUGUCAGAUCUGAUUGGCGCUGGUCUAGACACAAUUUCGACUGGCCUACAGUGGAUGCUGCUGCUCUUUGUUAAAUACCCACACAUUCAAACCAAAUUACAAGAGCAGAUUGACAAAGUUGUCGGACGCGACAGAAUUCCUUCCAUGGAGGACAAGAGCAGACUGGCUUACCUCAAUGCAUUUAUCUAUGAGACCAUGAGAUUCACCACCUUUGUGCCCGCCACCAUUCCGCACUCCACUACCACAGAUGUAGCAAUCGCAGGCCUCCAUAUCCCCAAGGACACCAUAGUCUUCAUAAACCAGUGGUCCGUCAACCAUGACCCACAGAAGUGGAAUGACCCCCAUGUAUUCAACCCCUCCCGGUUCCUUGAUAAAAAUGGCGUCAUUGACAAGGACCUGACCAGCAGUGUCUUGAUCUUUUCAAUGGGAAAGAGAAGAUGCAUUGGUGACCAGAUUGCUAAGGCUGAAAUCUUUCUGUUUUGUGCCAUUCUACUCCACCAGUGCCGCUUUGAGCAUAGUCCUACACAAGAUCUCACCAUGGACGGUUCCUAUGGCUUAACACUGAAGCCCCUUCAUUUCACAAUCUCUGCCAAGCUCAGGGGGAAAAUACUUAAUGAGGCAUGAAAUCAGAUUCAUUUUUAAAUAAUGGUGUUUGCAGUAUCAGUCAGCAGUAAGCAGACACACAACAAGGUAUGUACUUUACAGCCAAUUGAGCUUUAGGCACUACAACACUGUGGUCCUUGAUCCCAACCUUAAGUCACCUCAUGUCUGAAAUAGUUACAGUAUGCAUGACCCAAAGAAUACAAAUGUACAUAUUCAUGUUGUGAUUAUUGUGCUAUAUUAAAUAUAUAAUAUAACAUACAAACAUAACAAACAAAUCACUCUAAACAUGAAAAGCAUAUAAUUAUGAAAAAAUAACAGAUUGGUAAAAUUCUUAGAUUGGUAAUUCUGGUUGGAACAAAUUGAAGCUCAACACAUUUCAGAAAUAUAUAAUUUAGCAUUCAAACUUAAAGAAUAUGUAUUUAAUAUUACACUUGUAUAAAUAUUGUAAUGGCCUCAAUACAUAACAAUAGUUUUAACAUGAAUGACCCGAUAAAAUAAAUAAAAACUAAGUCUAAUAAACACCUAAUAAAGUGCUCACUGAGUGUGUAGUGUGCAUGUGUGAUAUUUCUCUCCUGAUUUUUAAGACUCCCAUUUGUGGUUUGUAUGCACUAUUCAAGUCAGUUCUUCAUGCUUCACUGUAAGGUUGCAAUACUUCCUGUUGGAUUUAUAGGUACACUGAUUUAAAAUAUAAAAGCAUGCUUUACUUUAAAAAUAAUUAUGGAAAAUGUGUUGUAAAAUAUGAUAUAUAAAUCAGUUUCUUCUCAAUAAAGAAGGUGAACUGUCGACA
Conger conger (European conger) is the source of this 2501-nucleotide messenger RNA. RefSeq names its product cytochrome P450 1B1-like. The record is from RefSeq and is a predicted model, not a curated record. Gene Ontology annotation, molecular function: steroid 17-alpha-monooxygenase activity; iron ion binding; heme binding. The transcript has a single exon. Gene Ontology annotation, biological process: progesterone metabolic process; hormone biosynthetic process. Bases 101 to 1735 code for a protein of 544 amino acids. Lineage: Eukaryota; Metazoa; Chordata; Actinopteri; Anguilliformes; Congridae.